AUGCCAGCCGAGCCAGUCAUCACUGCGCCUGUUCAGAUCCCUACUCCACCACAUACCCCAGUUCACGCACCUACUGAUGAGCCUAUUCAGGCACCUGUUUUAGAUGGAUCUACCGAUCGCAUACGACUUAUGCGUUUUACUCCUACCAGUUUACCCACUCGUCACCCAGACGAGGCAGGACCUUCAGGACACGCACAUAUCCCACCUGGAGAGACCGACCCUUACUAUCCACCGCAGGUUCCAGUCGAGCACCUUGCGACACAUCACUCUCUACCACAUGUCGUGCCUACUGCUGACCCGUACCAUCCAUCUCACUAUCCAGGCGUCUCUACUGAUGACCUUAUUCUAUCUCUACAGGUUCAGAUCGACAUACUUUUUACCAAACUUCAUGAGCUGUUGCCGCUUGCUGAGGCUAGACCCCCACCUCCACCUGUUCAUUCACCACCUCAUGCUCCACCACCACCACCUGAGUUACCACUAGUUGAUUUACGUGCUCGUGUAGUGACGCUUGAGCAGCAGAUAGACCUUCUUAUCCGUCGAGUCCAUGAACUCGAGGAUGAGGUUACUCACCUUCAUAGUAUUGUACUUUUGACUCCACCACCUAUCCCCCUCCACCAUAGACGUUCACUUGCAGGUUAUCUUUUGUGA
Molecule: messenger RNA, 648 nt
Organism: Helianthus annuus (common sunflower)
Lineage: Eukaryota; Viridiplantae; Streptophyta; Magnoliopsida; Asterales; Asteraceae
Product: pollen-specific leucine-rich repeat extensin-like protein 4
Exons: 1
Coding region: 1-648 (215 amino acids)
Source: RefSeq, a predicted model, not a curated record